This is a messenger RNA of Tachyglossus aculeatus (Australian echidna), 4993 nucleotides long. RefSeq names its product sine oculis binding protein homolog (gene SOBP). Bases 529 to 3330 code for a protein of 933 amino acids. The transcript has 8 exons. The record is from RefSeq and is a predicted model, not a curated record. Gene Ontology annotation, biological process: animal organ development. Gene Ontology annotation, cellular component: nucleus. Lineage: Eukaryota; Metazoa; Chordata; Mammalia; Monotremata; Tachyglossidae.
CAGUAAGCGCUCAAUAAAUACGAUUGAUUGAUGAUCGAUCGAUUGAUUGACUGUCCUCCGAGCCCCCUCCUCCCUGUGGUCACCCCGCCCCCGGCUGCUGGUGUAGGGGGCUGUGCUCUGGGACUGGCGCUCCCUCCCCUGCACACGGGCGCGCACACGCAUAUACACACGCGGGCGCGCGCGCACACACACAGAGGCACACGCAAGCACACACAGACACACACACACACACACACAGAGAGCGGCAGACACGCAGGCAGGCGGUUGCAGCUCCGUCGCCCCGCGUCCCCUGCCGCCCAUGCAGACGGGCGGAAGAUGGCUGACGACUCCACGGGGCGUCUAGUACGCAGCCGGGCGGCGCCGGCGGUAGCCACGGCGAAAGCGGCGGCAUCCCCGAGAUUCCCGGCGGCCCCGGACGUCUCCCGCCGCUAGAAGAGCCCCCGGUCCCGGCCCCUCGCCCCCUCCCCCCCCCCCGGCACCUCCACCGGCCGCAGCCAUUUCAUCUCCCCGGCAAAAAGACCCGAAAACAUGGCAGAAAUGGAGAAAGAAGGGAGACCUCCCGAAAAUAAGAGGAGCAGGAAGCCCGCUCAUCCCGUGAAGAGGGAGAUCAACGAGGAGAUGAAGAACUUUGCAGAAAACACUAUGAAUGAGCUCCUUGGCUGGUAUGGCUAUGAUAAGGUUGAGCUGAAAGAUGGCGAAGAUAUCGAAUUCAGGAACUACCCUGCGGAUGGGGAGAGCCGACAGCACAUUUCUGUUCUCAAAGAAAAUUCUUUGCCAAAACCCAAAUUACCUGAGGACAGUGUAAUUUCACCCUUCAAUAUAAACCCAAGCUACUCGGGUCUUGCCACAGGAAAUGGACUUUCUGACUCACCAGCAGGGUCAAAGGAUCAUGGGAAUGUGCCCAUUAUUGUUCCGUUAAUUCCACCACCUUUCAUAAAGCCACCAGCAGAAGAUGAUGUGUCAAAUGUACAAAUAAUGUGUGCCUGGUGCCAGAAAGUGGGAAUCAAGCGCUAUUCCCUGAGUAUGGGAAGCGAGGUGAAAAGCUUCUGCAGCGAGAAGUGCUUUGCAGCAUGCCGAAGAGCCUACUUCAAGAGAAACAAGGCUAGAGAUGAAGAUGGACAUGCUGAAACUUUCCCCCCGCAGCACUAUGCUAAGGAAACUCCAAGGCUUGCCUUCAAGAAUAACUGCGAACUACUUCGUUUCUGUAAUAAGAGAACCAAGGACUUUACAUCAGCCUUGCAAAUAACCACAUGUCAACUCACCCAGGUGUGCGACUGGUGCAAGCACAUCCGACACACCAAGGAGUACCUGGAUUUCGGGGACGGGGAGCGUCGGCUCCAGUUCUGCAGCGCCAAGUGUCUCAAUCAGUACAAGAUGGACAUCUUCUACAAAGAGGCCCAGGCCAACCUCCCAGCUGGGCUGUGCGGCCCACUGCACCCUGCCCUGGAGAGCAAGGCCGACGGUCCCGGUGCACAGCUGCUCACGCCCGACUCUUGGAACCUGCCUCUGGCGGAGGCUCGCCGCAAGUCCUCGUCCCCCGGGCCGGCUGCUGCCGGCCAGAGCCAGGGCCCUGGCCCGUCGGCCGCCACCUCCCCACCUGCCACCACCCCCCAUUGCCCCGCCAAAGCCUCCACGCCCAUCCCCAAGUCCAUGCCCACACUUGGUGAGGCCCCCACCCUCCCCCCAGUGUCGGUCCAGCCCCCGGCCGGCAUUGUGCCUCCUCCGAUGGGCGUGCCCCCCCGGAGUCCGCCCAUGGUGAUGACCAAUCGAGGGCCGGUGCCUCUGCCCAUCUUCAUGGAGCAGCAGAUCCUGCAGCAGAUCCGCCCGCCCUUCAUCCGUGGGCCACCCCACCACGCCUCCACCCCCAACAGCCCCCUGCCCAACCCCCUGCUCCCUGGCCUCGGGCCAGCCCCGGGGGGGCCCCGGAGCCUGGGCCCCACCUCCAGCCCCAUGCACAGGCCCAUGCUCUCCCCACACAUCCACCCCCCGACCACGCCCACCAUGCCCGGAAACCCUCCGGGCCUGCUGCCCCCACCUCCGCCCGGGGCCCCUCUGCCCAGCCUGCCCUUCCCGCACCCGCCAGUGGGCAUGAUGCCCAACGGACCGCUGCCCCUGCCCCAGAUGAUGAACUUUGGCCUGCCGUCUCUCGCCCCGCUGGUGCCCCCGCCCACGCUCCUCGUGCCAUACCCAGUCAUCGUGCCCCUGCCCGUGCCCAUCCCCAUCCCCAUCCCUGUCCCCCAUGCUGGAGAUUCCAAGCCCCCCAGUGGCUUCUCCAGCAAUGGGGAAAGCCUCAUUCCCAGCCCACCCGGCGACUCUCCUGGGGCCAAGCCGGGCGGCCGCUCCCUAUCCCCCCGGGACCCUAAGCAGGGCCCCUCCAAGGCCCCUGACGCGCCCUCUGACACCCCCCCCGGCAGCUCCGGUCGGCCUUCGGGUCAGGCCCCCGCGCCCCAGGACCAUGGGAAGAGCCAAGUGGUCGACUUGACUCUCCGGCCGGGCAGCCCGCUUGGUGGCAGGCUCGACUUUGGCCGGCCACCUCCUGGCCCCCAGGACGGCGUCAUUGACCUGACACUGGGCCACCGGGCCCGGCUACACCAUGUCAUCCAGCGGGCCCUGCACCCACCUGGGCCGGCGAGGCGUGAGGACCGUGAGGCCCGCCCUGGGGCGGCCAGCCCGCCUGUCGGAGCUGUGGAGCGGCGAGGCAGAGGUGGCUUCAGGGACGGCAGCGGUCACCCCGCGACCGACAUCAAGCCCUUGACGGGUGGCCCGGGACCCCUGACGCUCGGGCCGACCCCACCCGCCGCAGGGCCGGACACAGGUGCCGCCGUCUGCAAUGUCAUUGUGAACGGUAUGAAGAGCACCGAGGGGCUGCGGGGCUCAGACCAGCCAGUGGAGGUGCCCCCACCACCCUUACCCCUGCUGCCGCCCCUGCCCCUCCUGCCGCCUCUUCCCCCGCCACCACCGCCGCUGCUGCAGAAGAAGCCGCCGCCCCCGGAGCCGGCCGUGAGCGAGCUGGAGUCUGUCAAAGAGAACAACUGUGCCACCCCCCACCUCCUGGAUGGAGAGACUGCCAAGAAGCUGUUGGGGGAGGAGGCCCUCUCCGGGGGCGACAAGACAGACCCUGGCCUCAACCACCCAGCUGACGAGGACCACGCAUACGCUCUGAGGAUGCUGCCCAAGCCGGGCUGCGUGAUCCAGCCUGUGCCCAAGCCCGUGGACAAGGCGGGACUGGCGCCGGGAAGGAUCGCCACCCCCCUGCUGGGCGCCGGGCCCGAAGAUCUAGAGCCACCGCUCAAGAGGAGGUGCCUCCGGAUCCGCAACCAGAACAAAUAGAGGGCUACUGGCUGCAGGGCAGCGUGCCUGGAGGAAGGGAGCAGAGCGAACGCGUCACUCCACCACGGACACCCGCUGGCCUGCCCAUCAGCCCCCAGGGCUCACACGCCAGCGAGGGAGCAGGCCAGCCUCCUGACGACAAGGCUCUCCUAGGAGCCGCCCCGCCAAGCCGAGCCUCCAACUGCCUGCCGUUGGGCCCAGAAGGGCCCUGCCGCUGCCUGCCCACGGGAGCAGGGGGCUCGCCUUGGCCCGAUUGCAACAAAACCAAAACAUGAUAAAGUGAAAGGAAAUCGACCGACCACACGGACCAACCUAGGCAUGGAGUACUUUUUCUCUCUCUGUCUUUCAAGGCUCAGAAAUUGGAAGUGGGACGAGGAUCUGGAUUUUUUUUUCCCUACAUUUUUGUCUUUUCAAAAACUGCUGUGGUUUUGCUGCUACACUAAGAGUCGUGAUUGCAUUGUACGGUUUUGGACCUAUUCAAGUUUCGGUGGGGGAAGGGGCAGGGCGGAAACGGCGACGCCUCUGCGUCAUCUCCAACUGGCCCAGGAUGCACUUUUAAAUGAAGAGUUAGAAUAUUUUAUUGGCUAAUAUACUUUUGUUAUUUUUACAAUGGCCACCUUUGUCCUUUUUAAUGCCAUAUUUUCAGUGUUACACUUUUAUGGCUUUUAAUUUUUGAUUUGACAGAUGUAAGAAGCAGCAUGAAUAGUUUAUACUGUGGUUUUUCAGAGACUGAAUGCCAAGAGAACUCAGUAAAUGUUUAUUCUUCUCAGCUUUCUCUUUAAAUUCCCCGACCUAGCACCCCAUUUGGGGACAGUGCAAGAGUGUUGAACUAAAGACCAAAAUUCCCUCCAGGUGUAAAAUAAUCCACGGGGAAUAUUUGCUAGGCGUCGCAAGAGGCGUGGAUGAAAUUUCAACCCUGUUGGUUCUCCGUGAUCCAGAAAGCUAGAGAGACAGUCUCUGUGCACGCUGAGCCCUUUCCUGGCAAUUGGAAUGGUGUGGGAGCCUGGUGGAAAUGGGGGAAAGCGCGAAAGAUGCCCCGUGAUUCUGUUUCACUGUUUGCUUUCUCCUGUCAUGGUGAAGAGAAAUGUGCAAUUCGACCCUCAGUCAGUGGGUGGAGGAUGACAGGGUAGAUUUAUUGUGUGCACUUGUACAGUGGUAGCCGAGAGUCCAAAAGUCCACUAGAGCAUGUAUACGGGCACGGGGUUGGUAAGACGGUUGUGACAUGCCCCAUUCUGACAUACAAAAGGCAAAAAAAAAAAAAAGACAAAAAAAGAAAAGACAAAAAAAAAUCACCUUGUGAUUCAGUGUAUCUGUUUACUAACUCCAAUAAAGCAAUUGUCCACCCUGAAGGGUUCAGAGGGUACCCUGGCCUUCAAGGCCGCAGAGAAGAGCUGAGAGGAGCAGAGAGAGUAGGCUGCUGUCACGAGGCGCGGGGACAGGGUGGGAUCUAAGCCAGGAACGGGAGCCGUGUACACAUGGGCACUGUGGACGCUAUGUAUAUAUACUGUAUUUCUCUAUUUUCCUUUGUACAGACUCACUUAACAAGUCAAGCUACUGUUUUACAGGUGCUCCUUAUUUAUUAGGGCUGGGAGAGUUGGGGAGGUGCCCUGGGCAACACAGCUCACUUUUUAAGAAGAAAAUUGGGGGGUGGGAGGGUUGGGGA